CAUAUCACAGCAAAUUCCCGGCCAGUAACUCAAGCCAGUUUCAUGCAAAAACAGCUCCUCAGUCCCAGAUCGGCAGUCCACAGAUUGCUCAUAUCAUAUCAUUUUUUCACAUCCUGUUUGGUUUCCUGGAAAAUUUUCUGAUAAAUCAGCGACCAGACAGAAUUAGUUCGUUCUCUUGAGUUUGACAAGGUAUUGAUUUUCAGUGUUCCUGAAGUUGUUUUGAUUUAUCCCCUUUCCCUUGCAAAUUCCCGGCAAUCCGUAGAUUUGAUUUGCGCGUAUUGAAUCUCACCGAUCAAAAUGGGGAACUCCUCCUCGAUGCUCACUCAAUAUGAUAUUGAAGAAGUUCAAUGCCACUGCAAUAACCUAUUUACGCAACAAGAAAUAGUGUCACUGUAUGAGAGAUUUUGUCAACUUGAUCGGAACUCGAAGGGAUACAUUUUGGCUGACGAGUUCUUGUCAGUCCCAGAAUUCGCAAUGAAUCCCCUUUCGCAGAGGCUGCUGAAAAUGGUUGAUGGCUUGAACUUUAAGGAUUUCGUGGCAUUUUUGUCUGCAUUUAGUGCUAAAGCUAGCAUCCAACGUAAAAUUGAACUCAUGUUCAAAGUUUACGAUGUGGACUUACAUGGGAAGGUGUCUUUCAAUGCAAUGAUAGAAGUGCUACGGGAUUUGUCUGGUCCUUUCAUGUCUGAUGACCAAAGAAAGCAAGUCCUGAGCAAACUUCUAGAGGAAGCAGGUUACUCAAAGGAAUCUCAUUUAACCCAGGACGAUUUUGUCAAGAUUCUGGGAAAUUCUGGACUGAAAAUGGAGGUUGAGGUGCCAGUCGAUUGAGAUGACUAUUUAAGCUACUCUUUUGGCUCCUACAUCUUUCCCUUUCUCAACAAAGAGGAACACAAUGAAACCAAAAUGAAGUUCGGAAAUGAUCAAUUUUCAGUGGAAGCAUCAAAUAUCAACGUCUUGAUGAACAACUUCAAUUCUUCAGACAUGUUCAUUUAUGCAAUCAUAUACUCAAUUUAAUUUUAUGGCUCAUCUUUUUGUAGAAAGAUGUUAGAUCUCAAAGAUUACAGGCCAUCUUAUCGAAAAUUUUCUCAAAAAAACAUUAUCUUUUGUCGAAUUUGCCCCAACUUUUUAGAAUUUUCUGCUCUGUUACUAGUCGUGGUGAAUUUGAUCUUUUUAAUAGACGGAAUCUGAUUAGCCAUUUA
Molecule: messenger RNA, 1196 nt
Organism: Momordica charantia (bitter melon)
Lineage: Eukaryota; Viridiplantae; Streptophyta; Magnoliopsida; Cucurbitales; Cucurbitaceae
Molecular function (GO): calcium ion binding
Source: RefSeq, a predicted model, not a curated record